AUGAAUGCGCAAUUGGCGGCGCUCUUCGAGAAUGCCGUCGAUUGCAUCAAGCACCACGACCGGACGAACAGGCCUGCGGAGCAAUUCAAGUACUCCCAUGCGCUCGCUGAGUUCACCUACGUGCCACCCUACGCGAGGAACCAGACUAUGUUCCACGCAACCUUCAACAAGCCCCAGAUCGAGUUCAUCUGCAACCACGACGCUAUCCUCCGUCUCAAAAUUAAGAAGGGCUACUACCGCUUGACUACUCCAGGGACCGCGUCCAAUCCAUGGCGGAUGUCGAGCUCGCCUUCCGUGUCUCCUUCGACACCGCAGCUUGCGCGAGGCUCACCUCGUGUCUGCCCACCCCGCCGUCAUCAUUGGGCGGGACGCGUUCGUGCACUACCUCAACGAGUACCUCGUCUUCCUCCACCAGGCCGGCAACCAUGUCUCUUCUCCCUCCCGGACUUCGACGACGACCGCUACCGCCUCACGAUCGACUACUCGCUCAUGGGCGGCACGGUGCUCGAAGUCGACGACAUCUACGGUGUCAGCGUGGACAAGAUCAACACGUACUUGUCCUCAGUUUGGCUGAAGGCUGCCAUGCUCAUCGGCAGCGAGCUCGAGGACUGGAAGUCGCUCUGCCUUGCUGAGUACCGCAGCACUUGGCGCCCGCUUCCGGACUGGGACGGCCACUUCCACCUCCGCCUUGGGGCCCCUCGCGUCAAGCCCGUCUGCUCUCGUGAGGCUAUCGUCUACUUCAGUGUGGAUGAGGUUCUCUUCUACGAGGACGCGGACUUCACUAAAGAGCCACACCGUCGCUACAGCGGCUGGGAGAUCGCGGUCCUGGUCGAUAUCACCCAUGAGUUCGACGGCUUCGUCACUCGCUGCGUGCUCGAUUUGGCGUCUGCCCGCCCUUACCACGCUCAGUGCAAGUAUGGCGGCUUCGAGGAACACGACGAGAUUGCUGUGACGUACUGCACCCGCAUCGUCGAGUUCUUCUCCUCCACCUACCUCGACAUCCUGGAGACCGUCGAACUCCACGUGAUCUACUUCUUCGACUCGCGUUGGCCCAUCGCCGCAGCGGGCUCGAUCACCGUCAACGGCGAGGAGGCAGAUGACGACGAGUCCUUCGACGAGGAAGGCUGGUUAAUGUCUGGCGAGAGCAAGAGCACGCGAGUGAUCGAGUGGCGGGAGAUGAUCACGCGCUGCAACAUGUACGGCUUCGACCAGGUCAUCGCCCUCUCGCAGUCGACCAUCAACGCGUUCUUCCAGUCGAUCUGGUCCGGUGGGCAGAGCCACAGGCACAGCGACCAUGCCUUGGUCAAGUGGCACUACGAGGAGUUCUUCAACGCACGCUUCAAGCCGAUGACUCUGCGCCUCCUCAGCAACGGCCGCGCUAUCGUCUGGAUCCAUCUCGAGCACGGUCACCUCAAGGUCCUCAAGAACAGGCUGCCUUGGAGCGAGAGCGAGAAGUACCACUUUGAGGGCUGGCACCUCGCCUUCGAAGUGGACCUGAAGAAGGUCGUGCACUCAGAGCUCAAGUGUUCCGAGUCGUGGACCGCACAGUACAAGGAGUCGUCUGUCUACAAGGAGCACGGGAUCCGCGAGGACCGCAUCCUCGAGCACAUCAUCCUGGACCUGAGCCAUGCUGAGUUCCUAUACGAGUUCUCUAGCUUCGAGGGCCUCUUCCACCACUCGCACGGCCCUGCGCACGAGCACCGUCCCAUCGAGCAGGUUCAGGCUGUCGUCCACUACCUCCAGGGCCACUACCUGCCCCACCUCGCACACUCCGGUCUCAACAUCAUCCACACCGUGCCGAUCUGGAAGACGAAGACGAACAUGACGUCUGUCUCCCUGACCACCAUGCAUUUCCACGUCUACUCGAAGACCGAGAUCACCCGCCAGAACUGGGCUCACGUCUCUGGCAGCUUGGAGCCGGUCAUCGCUGUCCUCGGCAUGACCGAGUUCCGCCCGCUCCCCGCCCCUCGUCUUGAGUACUCGUCCAACCUGAUCAUCCGCGCCUCGAGGAAUGUCUCGUACGGCACGGUCUGCAUCUCUCGCUCGACCUUCAUGGAUAAGCGCCUCCUGGACCUCCUCAGCCUCAUCAACGCACGCACGACGGUCAUCCCUCUCUUCUCCGGUGUCGUCGACGGUGUAUGGCAGCUGCAGCUCACGACCUGGGCCGAGCACCAGUGGAGGAAGUCGCAGUCGUGCAAGUGGGAGGAGGUCUCUGAGCACGGCGGACUCAUCAAGUACAGGUGGCAGCACCGCGACGGCUGGAAGUACGAGCACGAGGGUACUGGCGAAAUCGACAACGGAACCUACUCUGUCCACUGCUCGACUCGCAACUUCGUCGAGCUUCCGACCGCGGCGAGGAACAAAUCCAUGGAUAUCAAGAUCUCGGGCGAGACCGAUCUCGAGAUGUCCUUCAAGUCCGCUACUCGUUCGGGAAGCUCGAAGUCGUCGGCGAAGUGGGGUGUCGUGAUCAGCAUUCAGAGCGACUUCGACGGUCUCAGCGUGAAGGUCAUCGGAUCCUUGUCCCCCGUCAUCGAGGCCUCGGCUGCGCACGUCCCUGCCGGCAUGUUCCCUGACCUGCGCCAGAAGCUCCACGAGCAUCUCCCGAAGACGAUCGACCUGUCCCAGGUCCUCGGCGAGCUCAAGGCCUUCGAGGGUGUCUGGCACUACGGCUACCCCGGCUUGCACGCCUACUGUCUCGCGAACCCCGUGUUCAACCACAAGGGAGACGUGAUCUUCGAGCUUCGCCCUCAGGGACAGGGUGCUGUCUCGCACCGUCACAACGGCAGCGCGAGCAAGGCCGACACCAUUAGCAGGCAGUCCUCGCGCGCGACUCUUUCUUCGCGGCCGUCUUUCUUGAGGAAGAUCAAGGACACGGUCACUACAGCCCUCUCAGGCAGCUCUCCUAGCUCCCCUGCUGCCGGCAACGGACACGCACAUUCCAACGGGAACGGGCAUUUGCACGCCAAUGGGCAGUCCCGCAGCGGUUCAUACAUGGCCAACAGCAUGACAUUCGACCUCACCGGGAAGCACGAGGAGCUCGUCGAGGAGAGCGUCGAGGAGAGUUCCUUUCUUGUGUCUGAGGUCUCUUCAGUGGCGUAA
This is a messenger RNA of Fomitopsis serialis, 3099 nucleotides long. RefSeq lists its product as uncharacterized. The transcript is spliced from 11 exons. The record is from RefSeq and is a predicted model, not a curated record. Bases 1 to 3099 code for a protein of 1032 amino acids. Lineage: Eukaryota; Fungi; Basidiomycota; Agaricomycetes; Polyporales; Fomitopsidaceae.